AACAAUCAGGAACUUUACUGUAAAAAGAACUAAUAGUGUAAGAGGAUCGUCUGCCACAGAUAUUGUAUUAAUAAUUAAAGUGGCCUCACCUGAAAAAAAUUGGCAGUACCGUAAUUGCCCCUGUUCAGCGGUGCACAGUGCAACUCUAUAGAAAGUGGUGAAAAAAGAUUUUGAGGUUCGUUUCUUGGUUAUGCAAUGGCCUCAGCAAAGUUUUAAAAGAGCAAAGAAGAGUGCGGAGUAUCAGGCCGAAAAGACUUCAUGCUGCAUGCAUACAGAAUGGAGGGGUACCUCAUUCCACCUCCACCCGAAGAAAUCAUGCAUUAUGAUGCUGAUAUAUUUCGACAGCCUGUAGAAUAUUACCCGUACUUCAACAGCGAUGGGGAGGGCCCUGCCGAUCAUACAUGGGACUACCACCCCCAUCAUGUUUACGCUAACGAGUGUGAGAACAUUCAAGAAAACCAGCUGGCGGAGCUGCAGAGUGUUCCCCCCCAGCACAUCUCUGGCCUGCACCGGGUCGGGGAACCUGAGCCUAUCUAUGCCCUGGAUCCCACACUUGGGUCUCAUCACCUGGCCAUUGCACCGCCGAUGCAGUACUACUCCCGCAAUGCCUAUUUUCCACAUCCCUCCCCGGCCCAACGCAGCACAGACGAAGAGGACCCAGGUGGCAGAAGCCCCCCCUUCGAGGUGUCGGAUGGAGAAGGGGACAUCGGGGAUCGCAUGCCGUGUCCGCCUGGGGGGGAGGCGGGCAACAAGAAGAAGAUUCGCCUGUACCAGUUCCUGCUGGAUUUGCUCCGCAAUGGAGACAUGAAGGAAAGCAUCUGGUGGGUAGACAAGGAUAAAGGCACUUUUCAGUUCUCUUCCAAGCACAAGGAGGCGCUGGCCAACCGCUGGGGUAUUCAGAAGGGGAACCGCAAGAAAAUGACGUAUCAAAAGAUGGCCCGAGCUCUUCGGAACUACGGCAAGACGGGAGAGGUCAAGAAGAUCAAGAAGAAGCUUACAUACCAGUUCAGUGGAGAGGUUCUGGGGAAAAUGGCCAUAGAAAAGAAAAUAUUCCCACACUUAUAGGGCAAGGACUGAGAUAUACUGUUUUACUCUUCAUGUGAGGUAUGACUUUUAUAUACACAGAUUGAAAAGCCACCAAAAACUUACUUUAGGUUCCAAUACAGUCUUCAUGGGGUUUUUCAAAUGUCAUUUCUGUGCAGGAAUACAAAGCAAAUAAGUACUAAUAUGUUUUAUUUUACUUUAUUUACUACAAUUCAUAUGAAAUAAGUGUGUUAAAUAGAUGUUUCAGCUUUGUUUUCGGUACUGAUUUUGCAUUAAGUAAUAGUUUUCAUGGUAUCAGUAUGCAAUGCAUGCAGUGUAAAUACUUUAGACCUUAUUGUGAAAAUACAAAAGGGGAAGUGAAUAUACAUGACACAAUGUCACACAGCAGUCAGUGGAAAUCAGCAGCUUCCCACAGCCUCAGUUCAUUACCAGUAGUGCCCACGCAAAGUAUAGCAGAGAAAACGACGCUGAACCCUGAGUGCUUUGGGCCUGGAGGCUUUGUGAUGAACCUGUCUUCCUUUUAAAUGCUCAUCAGUUAUUCCUGCCUUCUCAGUUCUGGCCAACAGACUGAAGCUAAAAUGGACUGUUUUUUUUAUUUAAAAUGUGUAUAUAGUAUGGUCUUUGAAAAACUUUAAAUUGUGAGAUAUAGACAGAUUCUCAAUAAGUGCUUAGCACAUUGGUGUGUAGCAACGAUAAUAUACAUUAAAUCAGCUUAAUACAGCUGAUAAAUACUGUACAUGUGUCAGGUAAGGUAUAAGGACACAAAUCAUUUCAGAUCAUUUGAGUAGCAUAGCUUUUUAUUUUGAGCUGAAUCACAGUGUAUUCUGUCUUUUAAAUAAAUUAUUUAUUAUAUAAAAAUCA
Messenger RNA from Paramormyrops kingsleyae, 1905 nucleotides. RefSeq names its product Spi-1 proto-oncogene b (gene spi1b). Gene Ontology annotation, biological process: cell differentiation; regulation of transcription by RNA polymerase II. The record is from RefSeq and is a predicted model, not a curated record. Gene Ontology annotation, molecular function: DNA-binding transcription factor activity, RNA polymerase II-specific; sequence-specific DNA binding. Gene Ontology annotation, cellular component: nucleus. NCBI's taxonomy places the organism in Eukaryota, Metazoa, Chordata, Actinopteri, Osteoglossiformes, Mormyridae.